Messenger RNA from Oncorhynchus mykiss (rainbow trout), 954 nucleotides. RefSeq names its product TP53-regulated inhibitor of apoptosis 1. The record is from RefSeq and is a predicted model, not a curated record. Gene Ontology annotation, cellular component: mitochondrial intermembrane space; nucleus; cytosol. NCBI's taxonomy places the organism in Eukaryota, Metazoa, Chordata, Actinopteri, Salmoniformes, Salmonidae. Gene Ontology annotation, biological process: phospholipid translocation. Gene Ontology annotation, molecular function: phosphatidic acid transfer activity.
UAUACGCAGUGCUGUCUGGCCAAUCAGACCACAUGGUUCAAGGAAAGUCAAGCGAGCUGUACGGAAGAGACACUUUAAACUGAAAUAAUUGACCGUAAACUUUAUUCCUUCAGUAUUUCUUAUUCUCAUAUGUUCAAUGCUUAUUGUCUUGAAGAUGAAUAGUGUUGGAGAGGGCUGCACUGACCUAAAACGGGAAUAUGACCAGUGUUUUAACCGUUGGUUUGCUGAGAAAUUCUUGAAGGAAGAUCGAAGCAGUGAUCCCUGUACCGAAAUGUUCAAGAAAUAUCAGCAUUGUGUCCAGAAGGCCAUCAAAGAAAAGAACAUUCCCAUUGAUGGUGUAGAAUUCAUGGGCCCCAAUAAAGACAAACCAGACAGCUGACAUGUGAUGGAGGAGCACUUGCAUUGCUCACUGGGCUUGCCAUGGACAGGGUUUCCACCCUUUUAUCUUGGAUUGGGUUUUGUUUAAGGUCGCUGUCCUAAUGUGGAGACUAAUGAGCAUUCAUAUGAAGGAUCCAACAUGCUAAAUUACAUGACGCUGGGUAUUGUAAUUUGUAUGUUGGGCAUGGAUUACAAGUGGAAGCCAUGAAUCCAGUCAUUUGGGUCAGGCCAAUAAAUAUCCAUGGUUGCAAGAUGCAUGUAAAGUGGUGGUCACAUCAGAUACUCAUUCAUUGUAAAGGACUAUGUCUACUGUAAGAGUGUCCUGGCUUAAUGUCCCUCAAGACAACUGAAGAAGGCAUUAAUGUGGAAGCAUUGGGCUAGAAGAGAAAGCUCAAACAUCAUACAAGGACAUUUAUUUGGUUUACACUGUGGAAGAGCAGAUGUUUUGUCUGUCUCACUCUUAGCUCCAUUGCACUUCAGUUGUCAAGUGUUUUUUUCUCUGUGUAUGAUGCAAUGUAAUGCUGUGAUUGACAUGUACAUUGACAAAGCAAUAAAUAGGAGAAUCAUGUUCCAUUA